AUUUUGACAGUUUUUAUUUCAAACACAAUGCGGUUUGUAGUGUUGUGUUUUUGUGUUUGUGUAUUGUCAGUGAUGGGACAGGACAUCGAUGCGAUGCGGAAUAUGCCCAAAUAUGACUCGAGAUACGAUUACCUAGAUGUAGAUGCAUUAUUUAAUAGUAAAAGACUAGUGAGUAACUAUGUGGACUGUUUAAUUAAUGGCCGCAGGUGUACACCUGAAGGAAAAGCCCUGAAAAGGCUCUUGCCAGAAGCCUUAAGAACAAAGUGCAUACGAUGCACAGAGAGUCAGAAAAAGACAGCCGUCAAGAUAAUCAAGAGACUGAAAAAUGAGUAUCCUGACGAAUGGGCGAAGCUGUCUUCGAGAUGGGAUCCAACAGGAGACUUCACGCGAUACUUCGAGGUGUUCCUGGCUAAUGAACAGUUUAAUACCAUUUCUGGCAAUGGUAACGAAACACCGUUGUCACCGCUGCCAACUUUACCUGUACCGACACCUUCUCCGACCUCUCCAACCCCAGUCACGAGUGCCACUCCACCGCGACCUCUUCUUCUAAAUAGGUUUGGAGGCGAAGAUGAAGUAAUGGUCGGCAGUCCCUCGUCUGCUGUGACGACUCCCCGACCGACUCCAACUCUCACAACAAGACCAAGCACUACGAGGCCAACUGUGCCGCCGAGACCAACACCAGUAGCAUGGGCGAACGUCGGAACAGCCACGAUGCCAACACGGUUUACCAUGCGUCCUACAAAUAAUCUACCACUGCCAUAUUCGACCGCCAUCACACUCAUCGACCAGAUUGGCAUCAAGAUCAUAAGAACAACAGAACUCGUAACUGACAUACUUAGAAAUACUGUUCGAGCUGUGAUCGGACGAUAACACUCACAAAUGAUAGUGAUUUUUUAUUUUUUGUGAUAAUUGUGCUAAAGCAUUGUAGUCAUUCGGCCUAACAGAUAAAAACAAUUUGUUAUAAAAAAAUAAAUGUUUUGUUAUUUUAGUAGAAAAUUUGAUCUUUAAAAUGAAAAUCUGAUACUUCUGAAAAAUAUUAUUAUCAUUUAGUUAAGGAUACUUAGAGAGAUUAUUACUAUUUAGCAUCUAACCACAGCAAAAAAUAUAUAAUUGAUAAGUAUUUAAACAUUGCUUCAAACAUGAUUAAGUAUGCAACAUUCACCAUCAUCAUGUAUGGAUGAAACCAAAACAAACGCAAAAAAAACUUAUUAUUAAGCAUCAAAAUAAAAAUGUACUAAAAUAAUAGGAAAAAUUUGAUGUGUACAGAUGCAUGUUUUUAUACGAAACUUAUUUAGUUGAUAUAAUUAGCUUAUUUUACGUAAUUGUAAGUAAAUUUUGCUAGAUUAAGUUUUAAAUUAUUUCUUAAAUUAAGAAUUUAUCGUACAACUGUAGAUUUUAGAUAAAUAAAUAAUGAGACAUCAAUUAAAAUUAAAAUAAGAAUAUAAAUUUUAAAUCAAGCAGUGAUCCAAUAAAUAAUUUUAUAAUUGUGUAUUUAUUCCUUUUUUAUACGUUACUACCCUGUCUGUCUAUCUGUCAACUGCGAACUACUACAUAUACCUAGUUUUAUAGGAAAACAAUGUACAAAAUAGAAAAAUCUUCUUCCUUAUCUAUGUAUCUUUAUUUCAUGUUUAUGAUGUACUCAACGAAGACAAGCUCACUGUGCAAGAAAUAUUAUACUGCACAAGUGUGUCCGCCAACACGAGUGCACUUCUGAAUAGUAAUGAGAAAACUAUCUCAUAGUUAGAUGCUGUGUUAGGUUCUGUGGAUGGUGGUGUAGUAUAUCCCUUAUCAUUUAAUAUGGUCUUUGGUAACCCGUCUGAGGAUACCUCAAACGCAUCUCGUUUCAUAAAAAUGUAGAAAAACGCAUGUGUAGGCGAAAUUUGGCGCUAUCGUCGAUGUGCCUCGUGCAAGCCAGCACUUGCUUCUGAUAAAAAAAAAAUAUUUUAUUCAGGCAAAUAGCUAGU
Nymphalis io (European peacock) is the source of this 1964-nucleotide messenger RNA. RefSeq lists its product as uncharacterized. The transcript has 5 exons. The record is from RefSeq and is a predicted model, not a curated record. NCBI's taxonomy places the organism in Eukaryota, Metazoa, Arthropoda, Insecta, Lepidoptera, Nymphalidae. Bases 28 to 870 code for a protein of 280 amino acids.